GCAUAGAUACGCCCAUCCGUGAAGUCCGAGGAAGUUAGCUAGCUGGACAAUCUAGCUCUGCAUUUUAGUUUAGCUACAAACAAAUAAUAAUCCACAUAAAUAGUUAUUAUCAACGAUGGACAAGCUUCGUAGUAUGAUGGGGGGACGAGAAGACAACGAGGAAACGGGUCUCACGUCGCAGGUCCUGGAUGCCUCGACCCUCAGCUACAGCACCCGGCUGAAGUGGUUCGUCAUAUGCUUCGUUUCAGGCAUCUUGUGCUCCAUACUGGGCACUGCACUGCUGUUCUUACCCAAUGGCACCAAACGGUUUGCUGUGUUCUACACACUAGGAAACCUUGCUGCACUCUCCAGCACCUGUUUCCUGAUGGGACCUCUAAAGCAGCUGGAGAGAAUGUUUGAACCGACCAGACUGAUAGCCACCUGUGUUGUGCUGCUCUGUCUCGUUUUGACUCUUUGUGCUGUUUUCUGGUGGCGAAAGAAGGGACUGGCCAUCAUCUUCUGCAUUCUACAGUUCUUAGCAAUGACAUGGUACAGCAUCUCUUACAUUCCAUUUGCUAGAGAUGCAGUGAUAAAGGUUUUCACCAGCUGUCUGAGUUAGAGAACGGACAGUGGUCUCCCAGACCUGGCUUCCAAUACUAUGAAAUCACAAGACUGGUCCCAAAUAUGCGAAGACAACGUAUAGAUAUUUUGUAUUUUUCAUUUUCAUUGCUGUUUUGAUACUGUGAAUCAUUCAUAUUUCCAAUAGUUGUUUUAUCAUAUUUGCAGUUAUCUGAAACUAAUGUUUAUUCAUAUUAUGGUUAUCAGGGUUGGGGUCAAUUCCAUUUCAAUUCAGUUAAUUCAGGAAGUAGACUGAAAUUCGGAAUUGAAAUUUGUUUACUUCCUGAAUUGACCCUGAUUGAUGCUUAUUUAACCUUUUUUGUUUGUUUGUGGCUCUCAGAUUGUGUCAGUUGUUUUAAGUGUGUUUAUGCUUCUGGUGAAAGAGAGAUGAAUGCUUGAAAUUCAAAUAUUUAAUCAUUUUCCUAAUGUAUAUCAUCCAGAAAGACAGGAUUGGGGUCAAGUGGAAUUGAAGGCAGUCACUUCAGGAAGUGAUUUUGAAUUUAAAGUGAAAACAUUUUACAACUCUCAAAAUAAGUAGAUAUAGAUAUGUAUUUUAAAAGAAAUAGAUACUUUUCAGUUUAUUGAGAAGUCAUUAAAAUAUGCCCUUUUUUUCCAAUUAUUGAAUUGGAAGUUAAGUUUACUUCCUGAAUUGACCGCCUUCAAUUCGAAUUGACCUCUGCCCUGCAAGUAAACCUAUUUUAUAUCUUGUUUUUGUUCAGAGCAGGGAAAGACCUAUAGUCAUUUACAACAUGAUGCUUGUAAAACUGAAAAUACAACUCAAUGCCUUACCUUUUUCUACUUUGUAUUUUGUCUCAUGACAAUACGAUUUGCUGAUGUUUUAACAGAAGUUUUCCGUCUUCAGAAGAAUGCAAUAUGACUGUCUUAUUUUUGAUGAAUAAAAUCAACAAAUGUUUUCAUUUUGAAA
Molecule: messenger RNA, 1522 nt
Organism: Salvelinus fontinalis (brook trout)
Lineage: Eukaryota; Metazoa; Chordata; Actinopteri; Salmoniformes; Salmonidae
Product: vesicle transport protein SFT2A-like
Exons: 8
Coding region: 116-598 (160 amino acids)
Biological process (GO): vesicle-mediated transport
Cellular component (GO): membrane
Source: RefSeq, a predicted model, not a curated record